Molecule: messenger RNA, 1688 nt
Organism: Gossypium raimondii (Peruvian cotton)
Lineage: Eukaryota; Viridiplantae; Streptophyta; Magnoliopsida; Malvales; Malvaceae
Product: GATA transcription factor 1
Exons: 3
Coding region: 108-818 (236 amino acids)
Biological process (GO): regulation of DNA-templated transcription
Molecular function (GO): zinc ion binding; sequence-specific DNA binding
Source: RefSeq, a predicted model, not a curated record
UAAGAAAUGACAUCCUUUGUUUUCCCACUACUACAAUAAAAAAAAAAAAAGAAAAGAAAACAUUUCUUCUUCUUCUUCCUUACCACUUUACCUUAUCGUUUGAGAAAAUGGAAGCUUUUGAUAUGGCGGCUUGUUUUGAGGACAACUUACUGGACUUUGCUUCCGACGUCGGAGAGGAGGACGAAGACAAAGAACACAACAAGAAAUCCUCAACUUCUUCUUCUUCUCUUAACCCUAACAACUCUUGUUUUUCAGAAUUUGCAGAGGAAGAACUAGAAUGGUUAUCAAACAAGGAUGCAUUUCCUGCCGUGGAAACGUCAUUCGUCGAUGUUUUAGGGACAGCGACAAAGCACCAGAGCUCGCUAACCUUAACCAAUGGAAACGUUGUAAUGUAUUGUUUUGGCAACGUUAAGAUCCCCGUAAAAGCGAGGUCCAAGCGUCUCCGCAAAUGCAGGGACCUGAGGGACCACGAAAAAAAUUGGUGGGUUCAUGAGAAUGUGAAGACUUCGAAUGCCACUGCAAAGGGAAAUCGUUGGAGGACUAUGGGAAGGAAAUGCCAGCAUUGUGGUGCAGAAAAGACACCGCAGUGGAGGGCAGGGCCACUUGGACCUAAAACACUUUGCAAUGCUUGUGGAGUGAGGUAUAAGUCCGGGCGUUUGGUGCCUGAGUAUCGUCCAGCAAGUAGCCCUACGUUUUCCAGUAAGUUGCAUUCGAAUUCCCAUAGGAAGAUAUUAGAGAUGAGGAGGCAUAAGCAGUUGGGGUUUCCUUCAAUGAAGCCUAUGGAUAAACGAUCAAAAGAGAAUGAAUGUGGGUAUUAACGAAGCUAUCGUGCCACAAAUGCGAUGAAACUUGGUGUUUGGCAAAGAGCAUUGAACUCUAUAAGUUAAGAUGUUAGUGUUGAAUGUUAUGAGUUUGUUGUCUUCAUCAAUUGAAGCAGAUUUUUUACGAAUAGCCAAGUGACACUAUCUAUAAUAUGACUUGUGAAACAUGUGAGAGUUGCAACCUAAGAUGUAGCUAGGGAAGGCUUAAUCUCUUUCGUAAGUCAAAUAAGGUUGAUUUAAGUUUUAACUUUGUUUUAGAAGCUUUAUAUCUGUCAAUUAUUGAUGUCAAAUUAUAAUGAUUUAUUUUCUACAUGUAUGGACUUGUUUUGCGCAAGAAAUCAUGUCUACAUAUUGCACAACUUUUGAAAAUCAUAUGUAGUGGAGCAGUGAAAAUAUUUAAUGUAUUUGUGUCAUGGUUCAGCUUGUGAGCAACGCACCCAAGGGUGCGGAGUGGACCACCCCAAGUGCAAAUGAAGGCUCCCAACUGUGUAUGACAACCACCAAGGGUGUGGAUGGUGGCCACCAAAGAUUCAAGGAGGCCCUUUUUUAAGUGCAACAUGCUUGAAAAGGUGCACAUGCGAGAAGAAUAGGUCUAGGGGUUCUAGAACGUCCGGGAAGAAUUUAGAAAUUUGAAGAGAUAGGAACUUAUUUGAGCUAGGUAGAACUUUUCGGAAGGUCUAGAAUAUCUAAGAUUGUAUAGAAAUGUACAAAGUUGUAUAGAAUGUUUUAGACAUGUGAUCUUGAUAGUCUAUUGUAUUCAAUUGUGACCAUUGAAUCAAAGGGGCUUAGCCUAUAUAAAAGGAGACAUCUUUCCCUCAUUUGUUUUAAGUUAAUUUAUAGAGUAAUAAAAUUUUUGCAUUCUCCCAA